AUGGAUAACCACAUUGAAAGAACGCGUCGUGCAAAGCUCAUUGGUAGGGAUUCUAAUGCAACAAUUAGCUAUCUACUUGAAAAAGCCGAUUUUGAUCCCAUGACCAUGGCAAGGUAUAGUGCUAAUGAUGAAAGUCGAUUGGCGAAUUUAUUUUGGGCAGAUGGCAUUUGUAGGGCCGAUUAUCAAUGCUUUGGAGAUGUGCUUGCAUUUGAUACAACCUAUCAGAAGAAUAAGUACAGAAGACCGUUGGUAAUCUUCUUGGGUUUUAACCAUUACCUCCAAACAUGCAUAUUUGGAUUUACCUUGAUAGAGGACAAACAAAUGGCAACAUAUACGUGGUUGUUGCAAAAUUUUCUAGAUGUUAUGCUGAACAAGUCUCCUAGUGUUGUGGUCACUGACGAUGAUGAGGCAAUGAAGGCAGCAAUUCAAGAAAUAUUCCCAAAUGUAACUCACCGAUUAUGUGGUUGGCAAAUUCAGAAAAAUGUAACGACAAACACUAAAAACAAAGAGAAAAAUGAAUGGGUACUAAAUGAAUAUCAAAAUAGGAAAAGUUGGGCAAGCGCCUACUUGCAAGAUAAAUUCUGUGCUGGAUUUAGAACAACAUCAAGGUGUGAAGGGAUAAACAACUUCAUCAAGAGGUUUAUUGGCAUUCUCCAAAGUCUUUUAGAGCUGGUCCAGAAUCUUGAACAUGCUCUUAGGGAUUAUAGACACAACGAAUUAGUUUCUCAAUUUAAAAAGGUGUACGGAGAACCUGUGUUAACAACUCGCUUAGCUGCAUUGGAGAUUUGUGCUGCAAAUUUUUACACCCGAGAAAUGUUUGGCAAAGUAAAACAGAGAUUGAAGGAGUGGUUGCAUUAG
This is a messenger RNA of Arachis stenosperma, 858 nucleotides long. RefSeq names its product protein FAR1-RELATED SEQUENCE 5-like. The record is from RefSeq and is a predicted model, not a curated record. The coding region runs from base 1 to 858 and encodes 285 amino acids. Gene Ontology annotation, biological process: regulation of DNA-templated transcription. Lineage: Eukaryota; Viridiplantae; Streptophyta; Magnoliopsida; Fabales; Fabaceae. The transcript has 2 exons.